Molecule: messenger RNA, 285 nt
Organism: Acaulospora morrowiae
Lineage: Eukaryota; Fungi; Glomeromycota; Glomeromycetes; Diversisporales; Acaulosporaceae
Source: the annotation of a GenBank genome assembly
AUGAGUAUGCAUUUUUACGGUUACAAACUUGAAAUACUUGUGAACGGACUGCCACUGCCCGAAUCCAGUCAAUUUACAACUAGCCUGAAUGUUCCCACCACCACGGGUCCUUCUUAUAUUCUCGAUGGGCCAUCUAAUAAAUGGAUCAUAAGUGAUUCCUUUGUAUGUGCCCAAGUUCCCUCGUCCGGCCUCUAUUUUUCAGUUCGAUUCUCCUCCGAGAAAGUCUCACCAUAUAGUCCACUAAUGGCCUUCGUAGUGGUUGAUGGUCAUCUGGACUAUCGUUAC